AUGGCUUCUCUUGGAAAUCCAAAAGCUUGGGUUCCAUAUAUGAACAACAAAGAUUGUUCUCAAGGUUUUUGUAGCUUGUAUUGUCCGCAAUGGUGUUAUGCAAUCUACUCUCCACCUCCACCUUCUCCUUUUGAAUUCCCUGAUGAUGAUUCAAGUUCAAAUUUCUCUCCUCUUGUUAUUGCAAUCAUUGGAAUCUUAGCAAGUGCUUUUCUUCUUGUCACUUACUACACCAUAAUCUCCAAAUACUGCGGCCGAAGAGUAUCAUCGUCACAAAGCGAAUCACGCGAAACAAACGAUGAAUUAGAAGACAAUCAUCAUCAUCAUAACCAUUCAAUCCAUGAACCAUGGCAUCUUACAACAAAUGGCUUAGAUGAAGCUUUGAUUAAAUCAAUUACAGUUUGCAAGUACAAAAAGAAUGAUGGAUUGGUUGAUGUAACAGAUUGCUCCGUUUGUCUCAACGAGUUUCAAGACUAUGAAAGUAUUCGACUUUUACCUAAAUGUAGCCAUGCUUUUCAUCUUCCUUGUAUUGAUACAUGGCUCAAAUCUCACUCAAAUUGUCCUCUUUGUCGCGCUACCAUAUUCGCCUUCAACGCUUCAAGUUCAAGUGCAACAACACUUCAUUUAGCAGCACCGGUUAUUGAACAAUCUUCAAGGAAUGAAGUUUCUUUAGAAAAUCAACACUUGAAUGAAAUUGUAGAUUUUGAAAGAGACAAUGAAUUGCAUGAAGUGGAAGAAGUUCCAAUUCCAAAGACUGAAUUUCGCGCUUUAAGUGAUUUAGGAAAUUUAAGAGGAAGGCAUAGUGUGAUUGAGAUUAGAGAUAAUGGAGAUUACCAUGAAUCGAUUCGAAGAUCGGUUUCAAUGGAUCAUUCAUUUCAAAGUGGUAUUUCAGUUGUUGAUGAUGUUAAUGUUAUGCAUAUGAAUCAAGAGCAUGAUUCUUCACAAAUUGAAGGUUCAUCAAAGAGAGUAAGAGAUGAAAGUGAAAGUAGUAAGUGUAGUUAUAGAAGAAAGGUUUUGCAUUGUGUUUUGAGUCCAAUUGCAAUGAAGAGAUCAUUUUCAAGUGGAAGAUUUUUUCUUAGUAGAACUAGUAGAGGAAGGCUUGGAAUUUUGCAUGUUUGA
Molecule: messenger RNA, 1116 nt
Organism: Vicia faba (fava bean)
Lineage: Eukaryota; Viridiplantae; Streptophyta; Magnoliopsida; Fabales; Fabaceae
Source: the annotation of a GenBank genome assembly